This is a messenger RNA of Bicyclus anynana (squinting bush brown), 1082 nucleotides long. RefSeq lists its product as uncharacterized. The transcript has 2 exons. Lineage: Eukaryota; Metazoa; Arthropoda; Insecta; Lepidoptera; Nymphalidae. The record is from RefSeq and is a predicted model, not a curated record. The coding region runs from base 107 to 826 and encodes 239 amino acids.
UUUGUUUUUACAUUUCCCAAUUCCCUGGCAGUAUAGUUUUUUUCCGUUUUCCACAAUAGUUACUAAUUUACUAUCGGCAAAGUGAAUUCAACGUAUUUAACUAAAAAUGCGUUGGAGUGAAGAGGCAACGCUUGAAUUCGUUAAGCUUUACUUAAAACAGGAAUGCCUUUGGAAUCCCCAUAACAUAGGCUACAAGUCUAAACAUCAUCGGGAUAAAGCUUACUCUGAAAUAAUUUCAGAGUUUAACCACAUAAAAACCCUCACAAUACCGGAGGUGAAACUGAAGAUUAAGACUUUGAGAACGACAUAUAUCCAGCAGUUGCACAAAAUACAACAGAAGUCCAGUCCCGACUGUAUUUACGAGCCGUCUUUAUUUUGGUUCCAUGAGAUGGAUCGGUGUCUGAAAGAUGUUAUUCAUACCAACGGACUUUCAUCUACUGAUACUCAAGAAGCAUCAGAGGCAGACUCAAGUUGUAUGUGGAUAAAUCUACACAACAGUGACGAUGAAUUCACAUCGGAUCUGCUUGUUACAAAAUCAGAUGAAGAUAUAGACUCUUUCAAUGGGGGAACCUUAACCCCAAUCAAGUUGGGAAUGCCCUACACACUAUCUAGCAAGAAAAUAAAGAAGAAAAGAUUGAAACACAGAAGACUUUUGGUCCUAAAUUCUGAAGACUCUAGUUGUUUAAGGAAACGCUAUGAUGAGUUUGAUAUGUAUGGCAGAUACAUAGCUACUCAGUUGAGGGGAAUGGAUUUGCGGAAGGCUUUGCAACUGCAGUUACAGAUACAGACUUUAGUGAGUGAGGCCAGGAUAUCAGAUACAGACUAAAAGCUAAAAAAAGCUAUAAAUUAAACAACUUUUAUUGUUUAUUACUCUUCUGUGUUUAUCUGUGAUCAGAAAAUAAAACUAAAACCAGUUCAAACCAUGGAGACUUCACGAUUAUUUACUUAUUUCUCAACAUAUUAUGUAAUUCAAAAAAAACAUUAUAAUAAUAUAUUGUUUUACUCAUAAUUAAGUAAUAUAGCCUGAAUGCAUACAUACUUAUUACCUAAUGUUAGUUAAUUAUAAUUAUGUAUUGUAAUAA